AUGGACAAAAAUAUAAGUACAUUAUAUAAUAGUAGUAAUAACGGUAAACAGCUGGUUCAUCAAUCAAAUAAUAUAACUUUUAAUAAUAUUAACAAUAAUGCGAUAAAUGCCGAACUUAUUAACAGUCAUAAUAUUGAAUUAAGCACCGCAUCAAACGUUGCUUCAAAUAUUAAUGAUAUAAAUAUUGAGUUGGCCAAUGAAAUGAGCGAAUCUUCUAAAAGUCAAAUAAAUUAUAAUAUUCCAAAUGAAAUCAUGAACACUAUUCCUUCUACAAAUUGUGAUGCCACUCGCGAUUCUGUGAGCAGCAUCACAAAUAAUCCUUUUGAAAAUGUGAGAAAUAGUAACGACAAUGAAAAUGGGGAAAAUAGCGAAAAUGGAGAAAAUAGCGAAAUGGCGACUGAGCAAAAAGAAGUAGCACCACCACCACAAGUUUUAUCGAUAAAAAAAAAAGUCGGGAGGCCAAAGGGUGCAACAUCAGCAAAUAAAAUAGUAAAAAAAGAAGAAAAGGCGUCGACAUCAUCAUCUGGAUAUCCCGGUGUUAGUUGGAACAAACGGAUGUGUGCAUGGUUGGCUUUUUUUUAUGAUGGCGCAUCAAGAAGAAGUCGAACUUUCCAUCCUAAACAUUUUAAUAUGAAUAAAGAUCAAGCUCGAUUAGCAGCUGUUGAAUUUAUGAAAUCGUUAGAAAAUCAUGGGCGAAAAAAAUCUACAAAAAUUAAAGGUGGAAAAAAUAAAAUAAAACAAAUGAAUAAUGACGAUCACGCAAAUAAUAUAAUGCACAAUGGAUGCCCAAGUCUAGAUCAUUCAAAUAAUUUAAUUUCUUUAAAUAAUAAUAUGCACAUGAUGGCAAUGAAUCCAGCAUUUUAUAUGCAAAACUCAAAUAGAAAUUUUAAUAUAUCCAACACAAUUCAUAAUGAUAGAAAUAAUUUAAACUUAUAUAAUAAUAGCCCCCAUCAUCAUUCGUUAAAUAAUAAUAAUAUGAAUCAUAUAAAUAAUUUAUCUAAAGUUAUACGAGAUAAUAAUGGGGUUUAUUUACAUAAUAAUCAUAGUAAUAAUAAUAAUGCUAAUUCAAUUUAUAAUAACAAUAUGCAUAUGCCAAAUAAUCCUAACAAUCCUACCAAUAACCAUGCAUCUAACAACGAUCAUAACAAUAUAAAUUAUUUGAAUGAAUUAAUUUUUCAUUCAAACAUUUUACAAAGUGGUGGUGGGCCAUCACCUUCUCAUCAAAUAAUGGGAUCAAAUGGUAUUGGAUUAGGAACUGAUUUAAAUUUUUUUGAUAUAAAUAUUAAUAACGGUAAUAUUAAUGAUAUUCUAAAUUUAGAAGAAAAUUUAGGAUUACAAAAUAAAGAUAUAGAAAGGUUGAUGAAUACAUUAUUUAGAAAGAAUUAUAAUAAUAUGAAUAUACCAAAUAUGGAUGAUCAUUUUUUUCAUAGUAAUAAUGGUAACUCUAAUAAUAAUAUCAGUAGUAACGGAACCAAUACUAUAAAUGAUAGUAAUAAUAAUAUUUCUGUAAUUAAUAAUAACGGUACUGGUGCAUUACAUGGUGUCGACCCAGCAAACGGUGCUCAUAGUAAUCAUAGAAAACGAGGAGGAAAUAAUAAUAGUAAUGAUAAUAAUAAUAGUUGCAAUAAUAACAAUACACUAAAUUCAUUAAAUAGUGCAUCUUCUCAAAAUACACAUAUCUAUUUAUCUAAUAAUAAUGGAGAUAUAUAUGAUCCUAAUAACCUUAACAAUUCUAAUAAUGUUCAUAAUUUUUAUGAUUAUAAUUAUGAUAUAUAUAGAGGAGAAUCAGGAAAUGGAAAUAAUAAUUUAUCACCUCAUAUAAUUGAAAUGAUGCAUAGAAUGAAUAAUGAUUUAAAAGAAGGAAAUAGUUUGGAUCAUAAUAUAAAUGAUGAAUUUAACGAGAUAAAUUAUAUUAUGCAUGAAAAUGCUGGAUGGUUAAAUCAAAUAAGACAUAAUCAUAAUAAUAUUAUAAAUAAUAAUUCCAGUGACAUAUGUGAUCUUAAUGUUUCACCAGAUCAUGCAAAUCAUAAUAUUAAAAACCAAAUAGAAUUAAAUAAGAGUAAAAAAAUACCAAAAGAUGCUCCAUUUAGAUCUAUAUUAAAUAUUAGAAACCGGGCAACUGAACUAAUUGACACAAUAGAUGAUAAUAAUAAUGCUAAAAAUAUUAACGAUAAUGAAAAACCUUCAAGAUUUGGCAUGAAUGCCAUUUCAUGUAAUUGCUCUCCUCAUAUAAAAAAUCACAAAAACCAUUAUUGUAUGUAUUAUAAACACAACAAUUUAUCUCAAUACCUUAAUGAUAAUAAUACAAAUUACAAUUAUAUGAAUUGGGGCCCACAUAAUAACAAUAAUAAUAGUAAUAAUAGUAGUAAUAAUAAUAACAACAAUAAUAAUGUAAUAAAUACAAUAGAUAAAGGGGAUGUCGAAUCAACGGGCGAUAUUAGUAAUAGUAGUGGAAGUAGAACAGGAAUAGUAACUGACCCGAAUAAUAAUAAUGCAUUUCGUCAUAAUAAUAGUGGAAAACAUUUAUCUCAAAAUUUUGAUAUAAAUCAAAAAGAAAAUAUAAGAUCUCAAUAUGAUAAUACUAGUAAUUAUUCGAAUAUUACAAUACCAAAAUAUUUACAUUAUCAACAAAUUCAACCAACUAUUAAUAAUCAUGAUAAUACAAGCAAUAAUAACAAUAGUGAAAUGCAACAUAUAAUUAAGCAAAAUACGAAUUUUAUUCCAAAAGUGUUAAAUAAUAACUUUAAUAAUAAAACAAAUCAAAAAGAAAAUAGAAAUAAUUUAAUAUCAUCCAUACCACAUGGAAUGAGUAAUAUAUCUCCACAGUAUUAA
This is a messenger RNA of Plasmodium berghei ANKA, 2832 nucleotides long. RefSeq names its product AP2 domain transcription factor AP2-SP. Gene Ontology annotation, biological process: regulation of DNA-templated transcription. The transcript has a single exon. Gene Ontology annotation, molecular function: DNA-binding transcription factor activity. NCBI's taxonomy places the organism in Eukaryota, Apicomplexa, Aconoidasida, Haemosporida, Plasmodiidae. The record is from RefSeq and is a predicted model, not a curated record. The coding region runs from base 1 to 2832 and encodes 943 amino acids.